Messenger RNA from Cynara cardunculus var. scolymus (artichoke), 1282 nucleotides. Its product is annotated as probable LRR receptor-like serine/threonine-protein kinase At4g36180. The transcript has a single exon. Lineage: Eukaryota; Viridiplantae; Streptophyta; Magnoliopsida; Asterales; Asteraceae. The coding region runs from base 7 to 1233 and encodes 408 amino acids. The record is from RefSeq and is a predicted model, not a curated record. Gene Ontology annotation, molecular function: protein binding.
GUUUUCAUGGUCCUCUGUUUUCAUGGACACUCGAUUACUCACUGGGAAGAUGUUCAAGCUCUCAAACAGUUCAUUAAUGGCGUCCAUUCCGACUCCAUGGCUCCUGGCUCCUGUUUAGCUUCCUGGGAUUUCUCCGUCGAUCCAUGUGACUCGCUUUCCGGCGACAAAUUCACCUGCGGUAUACGAUGCGACGUCGUAAUCUCCGGCGUUACCCGGGUCACCGAGCUCACUCUCGACCAGGCCGGUUACACCGGUUCACUCGCCUCCUCAUGGAACCUUCCUUACCUUCAAACCCUAGACCUCACUAACAACUACUUUACCGGUUCGAUUCCCGGUUCGUUUUCCCGGUUAACUCGUUUGCAGCGGCUCAGUCUGUCCUCUAACUCGCUCAACGGCUCAAUCCCUGACUCGGUUGGGGCGUUUCCUGACUCACUCGAAGAGCUUCUUCUCGACAACAACAAUCUCCAGGGUCCCAUCCCACCAACUUUUAACAGUCUUACGAGUUUAAAAAGGCUCGAGCUCCAAGGUAACAGACUCAGCGGUGAGUUCCCCGAGUUGAGUCAACUCAGUAACCUUUACUUCCUCGACGCCAGCAACAAUGCCAUUUCCGGCGAACUUCCCUCGACUUAUCCCGGCAACCUCAUCGAACUAACCGUCAGAAACAACUCACUACAAGGGAAUAUUCCGGCGAGUUUACUCAAUAACUCGGUUUAUCUCCAAGUAUUAGACCUGAGUUACAACAAUCUCACCGGAACCCUUCAGCCUGAGCUUUUCACCCACCCAUCUCUAGAACAGCUCGUACUAGCAUACAACCGGUUCCGGUGGGUUCAAGUUCCGGGCAAUUGGGGGCGGAACAGCGAGCUGAUAGCCGUCGAUUUGAGUAACAACGAUAUCCAUGGGUUCUUACCCGGGUUCUUGGGUUGGAUGCCGAAGCUAUCGGCUUUAUCUUUGGAAAACAACAAGUUUUCCGGUAUGAUUCCGACGCAGUAUGCGUUGAAGGCGGUGACGGCGAGUCCUGCAGGAGUGGCUCCGUUUGAAAGACUGUUAUUGGGUGGGAACUACUUGUUCGGGUUGAUACCGGGUCCGUUUUUGCAGUUGAAAUCCGGGUCGGGUGUAACGAUCCGAUUAGGGGAUAAUUGCCUGUACGAAUGCCCACAGAGCUUUUACUUCUGUGGAGGAGGGGUACAGAAGAGUCUGGUGGAAUGCAAGACUUUUAGCCCAGUAAUUCCGUGAGUGGGGUUGUAAUUGUACCCUCUAUAAUUCAAAUUUUAUUUGGUUUCUA